This is a messenger RNA of Vicia villosa (hairy vetch), 1019 nucleotides long. RefSeq lists its product as uncharacterized. The transcript has a single exon. The record is from RefSeq and is a predicted model, not a curated record. The coding region runs from base 173 to 583 and encodes 136 amino acids. Lineage: Eukaryota; Viridiplantae; Streptophyta; Magnoliopsida; Fabales; Fabaceae.
AUAACUUGUGAACCGAAAAGUGCAUGUUAUGUUAGCCUAAUGCAGCAGUUGAACUAAACUGUUCCAAUUGAAACCUUCAAACCUAACACACACAAAAAAAAAACUCACACAUCAUGUUCCAAUCACAUUAAUAUUUGACAAAGUGUUUGAUUUUAAAUAUCCACAAAAACAAAUGGGAACAGAAGACUUUACCUUCCCAAGAAUAAAUGACACUUUUCCAUAUAUCAUUGAUUCACCUCCUCUUUGGAAUUCAUCAUCAACAUCAUCCUCUUCUAAAAAGGAUAAUUUCUAUGAAGAAAAUUUGGACUCAAAGGGUCAAAGGAAGAGCUUUUCAUCAACACAAAAAGGAAAGAAAUCAACAAGAGAGUUAGAAGAUGAAGAGGUUGUUCCAAUGGAUUUAUUAUGGGAGGUUUUCAAUGAAGAGGGUGUUGAGUAUAGAUCCUUAACAAUUGGUAAUACAACAAAGAAUUCUCUUAUUCAUCAUACCAAGAAUAAGCCUAGUAUGUUGGAGAUGUUGAAGGUUUUGAAGAAACUUUUUUCCAUCAAUAAUUCUCAUGGUAAAUCAAGAAGGAGAAUGCUUUAAUUUCUAGAAUUGUUUUGGUGAUCAUGCUAUUGGUUUUUGGGUAAGAGUACCUAUUCAUGUUUUAUUUUUCUUUAAGAGUUUAGAAGAUAUAUGCAUAUGUAAAAGUACAUGAUAAAAUUACAUAGUUUUUUUUUUCUUUGAUUCAUGUGAGUUUAAUUAAUAUAUAUGUACUUUUUUUAAUUAAGUAAUCACACUUUUGUCCUAUUAUUAGACCUUUUGGACUUGAAUUGAUUAGGCUUAUUAGUGCAAUAGUUGCUUGUAUUUGGUUUAGUUUUUCUUUGAAUUAUGAAUGAUUUGUUUUGCAUGUAACAACUUGUUGUAUGUGGAAAAAAUUGAUUGGUUCCUAAAGGCUUGGGAUAAGAUUAUGUAAUAAUAUUAAUUUGAUAUGUUGAAGUUGCUUUUGACAAAGUAUGUAGAAAAGCUGGUUCAACAUGUU